This is a messenger RNA of Acanthoscelides obtectus, 4871 nucleotides long. The record is from the annotation of a GenBank genome assembly. Lineage: Eukaryota; Metazoa; Arthropoda; Insecta; Coleoptera; Chrysomelidae.
CCAAAACAAAAACUUAUCAAUAAAUCACAGAGAAUGGAACUCCUCCUUCUGUUGUUUUUCGACUUAUCAUCCAAUAAUUUUUAAACAAAUCUUGGAUAACGUGGCCUAUUCUUCGCAACCAUCCAGAACUUUGAACUCUUUAUCCAAACACUUCUUUACCUCGAACUUGUAAAGUGUACUGUAGCAAAAAUGUGUCAAGUGCUGCAACCACAUCUUUCAGUCGGCAAGAUAAAUUCGCUGUUGAUAUUCUUCUGCUUAAUAGGGCUAGGGUUAUCCAUUUACACCUAUGUUGUGGAGUUGCAGCUAGAACACGAUGCGAGGUACAAACCGAUGUGCGAUAUCAGCCCCCAUAUGAGUUGUUCCAAGGCCUUUACAUCCGAGUAUGGGAAAGGUUUCGGCAUCUUCGGAAAGUCGUCUCCACUCUACAAACCCAACAGUCUGUUCGGACUUAUGUUCUACAGCAUGAUCGCAACACUUGCAUUUUCUAACUCAAUGUUCAUCACAAAGGUGUCCUUGGUGCUGAUAGUUUUGUCAAACAUCAUUUCAUUAUGGUUCGCCUACGUCUUGUAUUUUAUUCUCUUCGACUUCUGCAUAGUAUGCGUUUCUACGUACAUAGUAAAUGUUUUCAACUUUCUAUUGAUACAGCUGAAGGUGAAAAGUCUUGACAUUGAGCAAGAGAGGUCCCAACAAUCACGAGGAGUUAAGCGAGAUUAAAUUGCGGAGAAAAGUUCACACCGUGUUGCUGUCAAAAUGCGCACACCAUGUAACUUUGAACCUGGCCUAGAAAUAUCUGUUAAGUUAGGUUUAUUUAAAAUUCUAAGACUCAUCUCGUAUUCGAUAGUUUUUUAAUGAACCUGUUAAUCUUCCACAAACCUUCCUAAUAGGUGUCAAGUGUCCAAAGUCCCGUAAGCCUAGGAAUACCCAGGUCUGGGCUAGAAAAACUUGCAUUGUUCAGUUCUACUGAUAAUUUCAUUGGUACCCAAGAAUUACUUAUUGACUAGAGACGAAACGGUUGGUUCUGAUUGUACCACAACAACUUUGUUGCAGUUGCUGCAAAAAAAUUAAGUUUUGUCAGGUGUCCAUGUUUGGUUUCAUGAGCAGUUCCAGCUAUAAAAUAUUUAUAUUUGUUGUGCUGGUUUCUGAAAUUUGAUUUUUUUCAACAAUCUGACAACCAGGCUGGAUCUUGAAACCUAGGAUCCGGUAAGUGGGUGGAGGGCGUGAUUAUAUUUCCAUAUUAUCGCGUUCAUUUUUAGAAUAAUCUCAGAAACUUUUUAAAAGGCCGACAGGAUAUUAUUAUCUACAUGUCAUGAGCCAUCCAAGACGUAACAAAAAGUUAGGUAGACAAGUUAUAAGAUAAUAUUGUCUGAAAAAAACAUUUUUUUCAAAAACAAUGGCCUCAGGACAAUAACAUACUUUAACUUAGCAUGGACACGAAAUCUACACCCGGUCGCAUUGAUAUUUUUCAAGAAAGUAUGGAAAUAAGUAAAAAAAAAUGGAUGAAAAAAUUGAUGAAUUUUUAAAUAAAGUGUAGGGGAAUUGAAGGCAUAAUGGACCAGUUAAGGAAAAUCGUUUAUUUUCGUAAAAAAUAACACGUUUAUUUCCAUUUAUUAUCAACAGUGCAAGAAAAAAUAUAUGUUCUUUCCGAAUUAUAACUGAAAAUUUAUUUAUACAGGGUGUCCGCAAAGUUGGGGUUUUCCUUUUCAGAAACAACUACCCUUGAAAUAACAAAGGUAAUGUGUAGUGAAACGAGGGCGACCAAGUAAAAAAAAAAUAAAGGAAAAAGUACUCAUUCUCCAGUUGACCAGAAGGGCUAAGUACGUCUCUGCCCGAAAUCAUACCGCUCCAACAGAAAAUAAAAUCAGCUGAUGCGCUACCGAGCAGACGCAGGCAAACAAGGAAGGCAAAAUGUUGCAUAAAAAGUCUAGGUCUAGGUUCACCAUGCCAGCCCAAACAUUCACAGAAAAUGUUUGUUGAAAAUGUGCCCGACGGACAGCGUGCGGAUUUUCUACUGACCAAACAUGAGUGUUGCGAAAGUUAUUCACCCCUUUACGCGUGAACGUAGAUUCGUCUGUCACCAAUAAGCACUUCAAAAAGUCCGGAUUAUUGUCAUGUUGAUGCAACAAUCACUCACAAAACCGCACUCUUGCUGGAAAAUCUUCAGGUUGAAGGGCUUGUACACGUUGGACGUGAAACGGAUACAGCCCCUCUUCACGCAGGGUUUGCCACACUUUAGUUUUUGAUACUUGCACUUCUCUAGCCACGUCUCUAGUGCUUGUUGAGGGAUUCUCGUCUACGCGAUUACCUCUACAUGCGUGACCGUAACCGUCGGUUGAAGAUUGCAUACUGACCUGACACACUGACCCCGACCCAGUUCUGUCGUCGGGUUGAGCUAGUGUCCUAGUACCACUCGGGGAUGUCGCGGCUACAGGACGGUAUUCAGACAUUUUUGAUGUUGCAGAGCCCUUUAUCUCGGUUCCCUUAAGACAUUUUUGUAUAUGAUACUAAGAAAAAUUGCUUAUGUUUUCAAGAUCUACACGUCGUGUAAAGUAAGUAGAUUAUGCCAUUUUUCUAACCAUAUCAGGAAUUUUUUUAAAAAUUGUACUGUAUAAUCAUAUUUAUUGGUAAUAGGCUUACAAAAUUCGUUUCGCUUCAAUUCUCCUUUUAUUACACUUGUAUUACUGACAAUAUCCCACCAAUUCCUGAUUAUUUCCAAAAAGUGUGCAGCAUCAUUAAACUUUAAUUCUUUCAUAGCAGCUAUUGUUGAGUGAUGGAAUAAAUUAUCUACAAAAUUUACAUUUUGCCUUUCAAAUGAAUUUGGAUGCAAUGUUUUAUAAUUUAAUUUAUAUGCUUUCUUAACUACAGCUUCUUUUUCCAAUUGAUAUACAGCACGAAUGUUUUCAAAUUUAGCAUACUGAAUAAUAUCAUUAUUGUCCAAAUUAGUAUAUACAAAAGUUUUGUCUAGGUUUUUUAAAUUAAUCCAAUUAUUUGUGAUACUCUUGAAAAUAUGCACAUCAUCAUAAGUUAAAUAUAUGUUCUUAUCAGGAUUAUGUGGAUUUGAAAUAGAAUAAUUUUCUGAUGAAUCCUUUGCUAAUUUCCUGAACAUUGCUUUAUUAAUUCGGUGAUUAUCAGUAACAACACAAAUAACUUCAAAUCCACAUUUUUGAACUAAAUUCAUCUUUGAACUUAUCCAUAUCAUCGAAAUUCUGGAUAGCUUUUUCAUGUUUCUCAAUUAAUUUUUGUUUUCUUUGCAUUGGGUCAGUUCUUUUGGGUGCUUUAGUUUUUGAAAGAUAUGAUGGCAAGUUUGGGAAAAUGGAGGGAACAGCAUUUUCUUUCAAUUUUGGAUAUUUCAAAGAUAUAUUAUUUUGGACUGUUCCAUCCGCCAAAACUAUAUUUUCUGUCCUGAUGAUAUCCGAUUCUCUAAAAUGACGACUGCAAACAGCUGAAUAUUUUGAAGGUGUCCAAUUUUUUCUGGGAAUUGCCAUAAGCCAUUUGUUUUUUAGACUUUCAGCACUUGGGAAGCGAAAAGUUGAAACAUAGCUUUCUGUUUUCAUAGCAGAAUUAUAGUUUGCAUUGCAUAAAGGAACACAGCAACAACGAGGCAUAUUGUCUGCGUCAAAUACUUGAUAAAUGAAAAAAGAAAAAUACAACCUGAAUUUGCACGUUUUCAAUAGUUGAAAUCCUUAGCGUCCUGAGGCGCGAGCAGCCACAGUCACACUUCUUAGUUUAUUUUUAAAGCACAGAAGCACUACAACUGGAGUCUAUUUCUCAUAUAUUAUAGUCACCGAUCACUUUGAACACAUACACACAGUUUGAAGCUUAGAAAACAAGCUUUUCUCUUAAUUACAGCCUCUGGGAUUCCAAAAUCACAAAUUGAAAAGGUUAUGUUUUCUCAGCGUUUUGAGCACGAGUUGCGUCGAUGCAGCAAGCAGCGGCGGGAGUAACACUACCACCUACGUUGCCAGAUUUCUUUGUUCACGGCUCGUAGUUGACGUCGGCUGUGACCGCACGCUAGCGGCUAAAGGUUAAAGCGCGUACCGCUACAAACCAUCACAAAAAUCCAAUCAGCGGCCACAGAAAAACAAGAACGUGACCAACCACCUCAAACAGGUGGAGGAGUUCUCUAAGUUGUCUCGAAAUCAUGCUUCGGACUCACAAAACUACAUCUACUAGCAAAAUUUAUAGCAAAAUGGACUAUUUGAUAAAUACGCAUUGACCUGCCGGUCUUCAAUCUAAUUGCUUCCUAAUUUACGAAACUACGUCCAUUAUUCUAAACGAUAGCUAAUAGCUAUAUUCUAUUUUUAGGGGAAAGCAGUCAACGUGGACUGUGUAUAUCUGACUGAUUUCAAAGCCCACGAAAAAUGCAAAUGAGUCUUAGAUUUUCGAACGAAACAUAGAAAAUUCAAAGUGUCACAACAAACACGAGGAAGGUGUGACGCGUUUUGCUUUUUCUACAGUGACAUCCACUACAAUUUUGUGUACCUUUAGAUGCAGAUGUAAGCGACCAAGUUCAAUAUACUCAGGUUCUAAAAUAGUAGACACAGUUUAAUUCAAAUUGCUAAUAUAUGUGUAUAAUUUUCUCAUGUUGCAACGAUUUUUAGUAACCUAUUGAUCUGAUAAAGGUUUGAAACUUGAUUGCAAAAUGUUCCAAUUUCUGCCUUCACCUUGUUUUUUUUUGUAACUGAUAAUGCCAAAAACGUACGCAUAGGUCAAUUUUCACGCAAAUCACGGCAAGGCCUAUGAUGAAUAUUAAGACCUAUGCCUGAAUGUGACUGAUAUAAUUUAUUAUAUAUAGUGGUUUAUUUGUGAAUGUUGUAAUGUUUUAUUUUAUGCAGUUAGUGUUGAGGUAUAUUAAUAAAUGUUUUGAAUGCAAA